UAGUGAGUCUACUGCCCGUCCUCUCCCCCCGCAGACAGUGUCAGAUGGUACGAGCCGCUGCCACACUCAGCCUCAGCUUAGUGAGCAGGGACUCGCGCUCUGACUCGCUGAGGCUCCGGGCGGAUCCUCGUCUCCUCCUCCUGCAGCCAUGACUCAUUUCAGAAGUGACUGUCACCUGGACAGACACGGGAUGAACGGCCGGACCCCGAGCGCCAAGAGAGGAAGCAGCAUCUCAGACAGAUCGGACUAUGAGGUGGAGUACGGCCGGAACGCUGACGACUACAACAGGGUGUUCGACUACCAGCGCGUCCCGUCCUCGGUCCCAGCGGAGCCCAGACCCGUGAAACGAGCCCGCCCUUCAUCCUCCUCCUCCUCCUCCUCCUCUUCAGCAGCUCUGAGGAUGAAGCGCAGCAGAGGGAGCAGCAGGAGCAGCCACACACACACGUCGCCCUCCGGCAGCAGCGAGGCCGAACUGAAGAUGGAGGAGCUUCUUGCGAUAAAGAGGGAACUGACCGUGAUCAAGGUCCAGAUCGACGGCCUGUUGGACUGUGUGAACAAGAUGGACAAACAGAGGAAGGACGGCUCAGAGCGUCCUCACAGCAGGGAGCCCAGCGUGUCAGGAUCUCCUCACCGAGGUUCCGUCAGCAGUUUGGAGCGAGAGAGUCCAGAACCAGGAGAAGCCAGCGACGACGAGCCGCUUCCCUACCAGCAGUUCUACAGCCGCAGGAUAAAGCAGCAUCAGGCUGGUCUGGACGACGACCUGUGAUGCUGCAGCUCAGAAACAGACGCUUGAAGUGAGGACAGCUGUUUCAGGAGGUGCUGGCAGCACGCGGUACCGUGGAUCGACCCUCCACACCCGGAUCUGUCCACCGUCGUCUGUUUGUUUCAGGCUGCAGAGACAUCAUCUUUUAUAGCGUUACAUUAAUUGUUUGCAUUCGUUUAGAUGGUUUCCUUCAUGUGAGGCUGCCGAUGACGUCCAGUAAAUAAUGUCACACAUGAAAAAGGUGGUUUGACCAGAUGUGUUGCCAUUAAUGGGUUAAGACGAUGAACUGUUCUCCUAUUCUCCUAUAAAGCACACCAGUCAGGGGCUGCAGUAUUCAUAUGAAUGUUUAGUUAUUAUAUUGGGCCACAGUUUUCUUACCGUGUUGUCAUUGUGACUAACUGAGAGGCAUCUGUAACACAGGCCUCCUGCGUGGCCUCCGCUGUCAUGUGCAUUAAUAAAGUCAGCGCAGCAGCAGCUGGCGGCUCCUUAUCACACACUUCAUUUUCAUCAGGCCGCAGGUCAUUACGCGUGACCAGCUGUGGCCCGGAUCGGCACCGCGGCUCCGUGAGCCUCGUUUUAUGACGCUCUGAGUGAAUUACUCUUUAAUUUACUCAGGAAAUUGGAUUGGAGCGAAUAAUAACCGGCGCCGGCGAUACGUCCCCAACUUACGCCGUGACCCGACGGCCACGGAGGCUGUUGAUAAUUAAUUUAGGUCACAGCUCAGUAAAUGUAGCAGCUCAAUCAAAAUCCAAAAGCACUGAUCUAAACAAAGGUACAGAUUUGAGCUUCGUCCUGGUUUGGUUCAGGUUGAAUUCAUGGUUCAGCUCAUCAUGGCUCAGUCUCUGUUUUUGUUACACAUGGUCAGUUUUGGACAUCUGGUUUUAUUACACACACCUUUAGCAUCUUCAUCCAGCUGGAACUGACUGUGAAUAUGUUUAGAGCAUUCAUGUAUAAUAUUUGUUGUUUAAACAAAUGAAUAUUUGUGUACACUAGUGGCUCUUUAUACUUCUGUCUGUAGACUUUUAAAGGAAGCACUAACAUGUUUUAAUAAGAUGCCGUACAGCUGUAGGCGCUGAGUCGUUUGGACGUUCGUUGGCUGUAGUUUCUGUGCUUUUGUGUUUGUUCUCAGUGAAUGUAACUUAAACUGUGAGUGUAGUACAAAUAUUUUUAAUAAAACACGAGUGUUUCUAGUUUUCUUUGCAUAGACGAAGAA
Molecule: messenger RNA, 1976 nt
Organism: Betta splendens (Siamese fighting fish)
Lineage: Eukaryota; Metazoa; Chordata; Actinopteri; Anabantiformes; Osphronemidae
Product: RNA-binding Raly-like protein
Exons: 8
Coding region: 149-766 (205 amino acids)
Source: RefSeq, a predicted model, not a curated record